AUGGGAAGGAGACAGGCCACAGAUGUAUACACAUUCCAGAAGCUGGCCGAGGUGCUGAGCAGCCAGUACGGGCUGGUCGUGUUCGUGGCGGGGCUUCUGCUCCUGCUGGCCUGGGCCGUGCACGCCUCGGCGGUGGGCAAGAGCGACCUGCUCUGCUUCCUCACGGCGCUCAUGCUGCUGCAGCUGCUCUGGAUGCUGUGGUACGUGGGCCGCAGCGCCGCGCAGCGCCGCCUCAUCCGCCCCAAGGACACGCACGCCGGCGCGCGCUGGCUCCGCGGUAGUAUCACAUUGUUUGCGGCCAUUACCAUCAUCCUGGGAUGCCUUAAAAUUGGGUACUUCGUUGGAUUUUCUGAGUGUUUAUCAGCCACUGAAGGAGUCUUUCCUGUCACACACGCAGUACAUACUCUGUUGCAGGUGUAUUUUCUUUGGGGGCAUGCAAAGGAUGUCAUCCAGUCUUUCAAAACCCUGGAAAG
Molecule: messenger RNA, 473 nt
Organism: Leptonychotes weddellii (Weddell seal)
Lineage: Eukaryota; Metazoa; Chordata; Mammalia; Carnivora; Phocidae
Source: RefSeq, a predicted model, not a curated record